AGGGGACCAAGGACACUUCCCUGCGGAACUCCAGUAUCAAGUGGUUGUGUUGUUGAUGUUGUGUCUUUAAUGGUGACAUACUGAUACCUAUUAGUAAGAAAUGGAGAACUUGUCCAGAGAAGAGUUACUUGAAGAGCUCGAGAAAAAAGAAAAGGAAAAUAAACAUCUAAAGUUGCAGUUGGCAAAAUAUCAAGACAAGAACCUUGAUGCAUUGCAAGCCAGUCUUGUCAAGGACCUAACUAAUCACAACAUUUUACCAAAGACUAAAACUCCUUUAAGCAAAGCAGAAGUUGCAAGGUAUUCUCGACAGCUGAUUUUACCAGAAUUAGGACCACAAAGGCAGAGAAAAUUGGGAGCAGCUUCAGCUCUGAUUGUUGGCUGUGGUGGCUUGGGAUGUCCUGCUGCAAUAUAUAUGGCAGCUGCUGGGGUUGGGCGCCUUGGGUUGAUUGAUUAUGAUGCAGUAGAAGUGAGUAAUCUUCACAGACAGAUUUCACAUUCAGAGGGAAGAGUUGGUAUAUCAAAGUCUGCCUCUUUAGCCUUUUCAGUACAGGAAUUAAACAGUCUUGUAGAAGUCAUUCCAUAUGAAAUAGCUCUCACAAGUGAUGUAGCUAUGCAAGUAAUUAGCAAAUACGAUCUGGUAUUGGACUGUACAGAUAACGUUGCUACCCGCUACUUACUGAACGAUGCUUGUGUCAUGGCUAAUAAACCUUUAGUUUCUGGGUCAGCUCUGAGAUUUGAAGGUCAGCUAACCAUUUAUCACUUUGAAGGAGGUCCCUGCUACAGGUGUAUCCAUCCAAAGCCACCUCCACCUGAAACUGUCACCAACUGUUCUGAUGGAGGUGUUUUAGGAGUUGUACCUGGAGUGAUAGGCUGCAUGCAAGCUCUGGAAGCAAUCAAAAUAAUCUGUAGCUUGGGAUCUACUUUAUCACAGAGAUUGUUGCUUUUUGAUGGUUUGCAAGGAGCCUUCCGCACUGUAAAAUUGAGAGGGAGUAGGAAUUCAUGCGAGGUUUGUGGAGAUACUCCCAAGAUUGUUAAACUAAUAGACUAUGAACAGUUUUGUGGAGCAGCAGCUACUGACAAAGACAAAAAUAUGAUGCUCCUAAAAAAGGAUGAAAGAGUAACUGUUGAGGAAUAUAAAGCAAUUUUAGAGACAAACUUGCCUCAUAUACUAAUUGAUGUGCGACUUCCAGUUGAGUUAGAAAUAUGUGCCCUUCCAAAUUGUAUAAACAUUCCUUUGAAGCAGCUAAGUAGCAUAGAGAGUAUUGCUCUCAUUGAAGAGAAAUUACUGGAUUUAGAAACUAAGAGGGUAUAUUGUGUUUGUCGCCGUGGUAACGACUCCCAGCUAGCAGUGCAGCAGCUGCAGUGUGCACUGAAUAACCAUGAAAUUCAGAUUCAGGAUAUCAUUGGUGGAUUGACAGCAUGGGCACAUAAAAUAGAUUCAACUUUCCCAGUAUAUUAAUGAUACAAAAUCUUUUAUGGGCAUUAAUGAUUUAUUCAAAUUUUAGUACCAGUAUACAGUGAAAAAACUCUUUGUAGAUAACUUGAACACAAAGUAAAAAACUAUGCUGAUACUGUAUAUUUAAGAUUGAAAAAAGUUCAUUGAAGAGCAUCUGGCAAGCAGAAUAGAUUUCUCUUGUAACUAUAUACACAUAUAAUAGAUACCACUAGAGUGAUGUUGAAUGUAAUAUUAGUUAAACCAUUGAUUGACACACAUGAUGUAUUGAUAAGGAAUUGUUGCUGGAUAUUUCCAUUUUGUAUCAAUAGUAGUAGUUCAGUUUACCAGAUUUUUAAUAUACAUAAACUAAAAUGUUGUACUGUAUGCACACAAUUGUCAUUUUGAUUCUUUUGAGAUUAUCUGUUAAUGAUUUUGUGCUCAGAAAAUAUGAUUUAUUACUGAAGUUAUCUUAGUAUUUGGUUCAGAUUUGAUAAAUAGAAUAUAUAUUGUGUUUAGUUUAACUCUUCACUCACAGCAUUUAAAGGAAAAUAAUAAUUCAGCAGUACUGUACAAUUGAAAUAAAAUAUUUUUUAUUCUAUGUACUUACAUUCCAACGUACAGUAGGGCCCCACUUAUAUGGCAGGUUAGGUUCCAAGCUACUGCCAGAAUGCAGACAUCGCUGGAAAGCAGAACUCCAUUUUUUCCACUUAUAAAUGCAUAUAAUGCCAGAUAACAAGUUUACACUAACAUAUUAAGUUAGUAAUAGAACUAGGCAUUAACAACAAUAAAAAGUAAAAUACA
Cherax quadricarinatus is the source of this 2236-nucleotide messenger RNA. The record is from RefSeq and is a predicted model, not a curated record. Lineage: Eukaryota; Metazoa; Arthropoda; Malacostraca; Decapoda; Parastacidae.